AUUUAUCAGAAGAGGAAUGGCAGGAGAAGGUCAGUGCCUGUAAUGCUGCAAAACAUGAAAUCUGCGAAAUCUUAAAAACUAUAAAAGAUGCAAACUUUUUAAAUAAAGUUAAGAACAAUUUAGAGAAACGUAAGAAGAAACGUAUGAGAGAACGAUUCAGAAGGGAAGAAUGGAAAAAGGAGAAAUUACUGAAGGAAGAAAGAAGAGCAAGGUUACAUGCAGAAGUUGAUGCGUGGAUCCGAAAAGAGCAGGCGGUAAUUAAGCGAGAGAAACAAGAGGAGAACUUGCGUAAAGAUGCGGAUAUGGUUUUAUCCGAUGUUCGAAGCAAGAGAAACGAUGCACGAAAGUAUCUAGGGAUUUUACAAGAACUACAGAAUUUACGAGAGAUCAAAGCGAAUAUUGCUCGAGCGAGAGGCGAGAAAUUGUCCUUAGCAGCUGAGAAAGCCUUCAAUAAUACCAUCGCUAAAUUAAUAGAACAGUGGACUACUUUGGAUCGCGAGUAUGCAAUAGAAGAACAGGAAUUGAAAUUAAUGCUAAAAACAGAUAACGAAAAAAGGAUCGAAAAACAAACGAAAAAUUUAUUCGAUGAUUGGGAAAAUGUGCUAUUUGGAACAAAUAUAUUGGCUGCUGAACAAUCUUAUAAAAAUAUAGAUAGUUUUGUCAUGAUUCGUAAAGCCUGGGAUAAGUUCAUCAGUUCAGAAAAUGAUACAACAACGAUUCCAAUUGGGUGGAUAGUGCCUGAAAGACCAUCUUCUGCUGCUUGGCAAAAAUGUCUCAAUAAGGAGACUUCUUGAAAUAAGCAAAUGACUUUUUGUCAAUUUAAGUUUAUUUAAAAAAAUAAAAAACAAUUUGCUAAAAUAUUUUCACUUAAGCUUGUGACUUGUAUACACCAAACAAAUACAAACUUUUUCACUAUAAA
Acromyrmex echinatior (Panamanian leafcutter ant) is the source of this 919-nucleotide messenger RNA. RefSeq lists its product as uncharacterized. The record is from RefSeq and is a predicted model, not a curated record. Gene Ontology annotation, cellular component: U12-type spliceosomal complex. Lineage: Eukaryota; Metazoa; Arthropoda; Insecta; Hymenoptera; Formicidae.